AUGGAACACACGGACAGCCCCGCCUCCCACAGCAGCGACCCCAACGGGUUCGUCAAUAAAGUCUUCAACGUGUCUCUGGAUGUGCAGAAUGAGACCGGCACUGUAUCUAUCCAGGAGACUGGGAAGGGAGAGGGACAGGGAGAGYGUCAAGYAGAYGGUCKGGGMCCAGGCCAWYCCCAGYGASAGUGGCAGGYGGCUGGGGAUAGACAGGCAGAGACCCAGGCACCCCCUCAGACCCCUGGYAWGGAGCYCCCGGAMGUCAACCGUAGAKCAAGAGCMACWGGYGGCAUCUGGAAGAUCUUGACCCGGCGUAAAGCGGCUUCAGAACUGGAUAACAGAAGACCUCACUCCAUGAUCCUCCCUGGAGAGGAGGCCUCCAUCCCUAAACUGUCCUUCGCUGACAAGGUCCGCUCCAUCAAGAAGCUCCGCUCUCCGGGUGUCUUCAAGGGGAGGGUGGGGAAGAUGUCUGGGUCCAACACUAAGUUCAGAGACGGAGAGAUGGAGGACGACUCGUUUUCCCGGGACUUCCUCCCCUCGCCCGCACUGCAUCCCGGUAGGAGCACACUCCGCCACUACGCCAAGAGGCACUCGUAUGCCGGACACACCGCCGAGUUCGACUGCUCAUUUGAGGACAUGGAUCUGACAGCUACCCUGGACAGACACCAUCUUCCCUCGCUAGUGGAGCCUGUUACCCAGAACGGCUCUAAGCCCACAGAGAGAGUCUCCUACACCAAGAGACCUCAGGUCCAGGCUCAGGCGCAGGCCAACCACUCCUCUAACUGUAACACUACCUCAGCAGGAGUGUGUGAGGAGCAGAGUGUGAGGCGCGGCCCCAAGGCCCCGCUGGGUGGGAGGAGGUCUAAGAGAGCUGACGUGUGGAGUUACCUGAGGAAGAUCUCUGUCCUGGGGAAGGGGAACCCGGCUUACUCAGAGAGGAGUUUUGACUCAGAGCUACACACACUGGACAAGACCAUGGACUCUGACUACGGCUCGGUGGACUUCGAGAGCYUCAGGGACUUUCAACCAGCGGCUCCAAAGCACUCUGACAGCAAAGGCGGACAUUUUGGGGGUCUGAUUAAGUUCUUCAGCAACGUUGCGGAGACGGCUAGAAAAUGGAGGAUGUCUUCUCACUCCUUCUCUCCUCCAGAGGGGGGAGCGGAGCGGACGCCACUGGACUCCCCUAGAGCAGGGCAGCGUCUGGGGGACUACGUCCACAGUGUGUCCCUGACCCUCCGCAGUGAGGACCAUCCAGAGUGUCCCCCGACACCUGGCUCACCCCUGACCCCUCACCCCCCUCGCUCCCCUGCCUGUGACCCUGCCUCACCCACUCCUCUGAUUGGCAGACGGUCUCCUCAGGUGGUGCUGAAGGCCUGGAGGGUAUGUCCGGACUCACCAAGCGUUAACGGCCUGGUGUGUGUGAGCUCAUUGGAAAUGGCCAGACAGACAGACAAACAGACAGAGAGCCAGACAGUCAGACAGACAGAGAGACAGACACGGCACACCUCUGUAGCCACAGUAGAGAAUCACGUGCCACACUCAAGGCUGGAGAGAGAGACUCAGAAAGAGACAGUGGGAGACAGAGACCACUUAGAAUGUCUGUCAGUGGAAGAGAGAGAAAGAGAGGAAAGAGAGGGACACUCAGGAAAUUAUCUGGAUUCCGAGGAUGCUCUACCUGUCUCGGAUCAGACACACCUUCCAAACGGCCAAUCAAAGUUACGGGAAGGAGAGACCGUAGCCACUAGGGAGCCAGCAGGAAACUGCCACCAGGAAGUAUUUAAGGGAGCUCUAUCAGGCAGUGUUUUGAGGAGACCCAGGUCAAUCCAGUCCUGUUCUAGUCCAGUGAAGACCCUUGCCCCUCCCAAGCCCCCCUGCCUUCGCCCCCGUCCCGCCUCAGCACUGGUCGACCUCCGAGUCUGCAGUCCCUUCCCAGAGGGCUGUGCGUUUGCCGUUGCUCAGCAGGCCGCAGGGGGCUCUCUGUGCCGGCACAGACGCAGGCCCGGUCCCGUGAUGCACCUCUUGCCGGGUCGGAGACAGGCGGGCGGUCUGGCCAGGCCAUGCUCUGUCAUAGAGCCCUCCGUUACCGUGGAGACAGACCCAGCGCAGAGUCACAGAGCCAUGUCUCGUCCCCCGGGGGCAUCACCUUUAGAGCCCCCCCUCAGAGUGUCUCUUCAGAGGUGUCACUCCCUCCCUCUCCCCCCCAGCAGCCUCACCACUCUGGCCCUGUUCCCGGGACACACAGCAGACUCCCAGUCAUCCUCAAUGUGUCCUGGUGAUGGAGAGACUGGCAGCUGCAGGAGGAGACUGCUCAGAACAGGCUCUGGUCCACUACAAGUCAACAUCGUGAGUCACUGUCUACCAUGUCCUAUAAUCACACUAUAUUAGUCUGUUAGCAUGUUAGCCUGUUAGCAUGUUCAGUCACAAGUCACUGGCUGCGUCUCAAA
This is a messenger RNA of Salvelinus sp. IW2-2015, 2441 nucleotides long. RefSeq lists its product as uncharacterized. NCBI's taxonomy places the organism in Eukaryota, Metazoa, Chordata, Actinopteri, Salmoniformes, Salmonidae. The record is from RefSeq and is a predicted model, not a curated record.